Messenger RNA from Octodon degus (degu), 585 nucleotides. RefSeq names its product 40S ribosomal protein S15a-like. The coding region runs from base 1 to 585 and encodes 194 amino acids. Gene Ontology annotation, biological process: translation. Gene Ontology annotation, cellular component: ribosome; cytosolic small ribosomal subunit. The record is from RefSeq and is a predicted model, not a curated record. Lineage: Eukaryota; Metazoa; Chordata; Mammalia; Rodentia; Octodontidae. The transcript is spliced from 4 exons. Gene Ontology annotation, molecular function: structural constituent of ribosome.
AUGGCCCUCUGCUACCCCAUGGCUGAGGGCCUCAACAAGGGCCACAAGCCGCAGCGCGGGCCGAGGCUGCUGGAACGGCCGGACCCGGGCAGCCAGGAGGUGAGCGUGGGAAAGCGCGGAGGGCGACCGGGCCAGGAGACGGCUGGCGGCGCGCACAGCGGCUCUUUCCACCCUCUUUCUGUGCUGCAUAAUGAUGUGCAUGUCCCGGCUGAUCCUCUCAAGACCAACAAUGCCGAAAACAGAGGCAAACGCCUGGUCCUCCUUAGGCCAUGCUCCAAAGUCCCCGGCCCUGUUAUCCAGUUUCUAACUGUGAUGAUGAAGUGUGGUUACAUUGGUGAAUUUGAAAUCAUUGGUGAUCACAGGGCUGGGAAAAUUGUUGUAAACCUCACAGGCAGGUUAAACAAGCGUGGUAUGAUCAGCCCCCGGUUUGAUGUACAGCUGAAAGACCUGGAAAAACGGCAGAAUAACCUGCUCUCAUCUCGUCAGCUUGGUUUCAUUGUGCUGACAACCUUAGUGGGCAUCAUGGAUCAUGAAGAAGCGCGACGAAAACACACAGGAGAAAAAGUCCUGGGAUUCUUUUUCUAA